This is a messenger RNA of Neomonachus schauinslandi (Hawaiian monk seal), 1680 nucleotides long. It is a transcript of the gene CCDC38, whose product is annotated as coiled-coil domain containing 38. Bases 1 to 1680 code for a protein of 559 amino acids. The record is from RefSeq and is a predicted model, not a curated record. Gene Ontology annotation, cellular component: centrosome. NCBI's taxonomy places the organism in Eukaryota, Metazoa, Chordata, Mammalia, Carnivora, Phocidae. The transcript has 16 exons.
AUGGCCUUUCUAUAUAAAGGAAAAGAUGACUCAGUCAAAAAGGACAAGCCAUAUAAGAUCUUUUUCAAAGAUCUGUUUCUUUUCAAAGAAAAUGAAAUGGCAGCAAAGAAAAAGGAAAAAAUUAUGAACCGCAGCAUGAAAGUCUACCAGAAGUCUACUUUUUCAUCUCGAAUGAAGAGUCGUUCACACCUGGGCCAAGUAGCAUUCUACUCUGACACAGCUGGGGGCUCAUUUGAAAAAUUUGGGCUAGAUCCCACUCUUAUUCUAAGAUUAACAGAAGGUACGGACACAAAAAGGACUAUUCAUGAAUUUAUUAAUGACCAGAGAGACCGGUUUCUGCUGGAGUAUGCCCUGUCAACCAAAAGAAAUACAAUUAAAAAGUUUGAAAAACACAUGGUGGCGAAGGAACAGCAACUCACAAGAGCCGAAAAAAAGCUCCAAGAAGAUGCAAUGGCCUUUGAAGAGUUCCUUCGAGAAAAUGACCAGAGAUCUGUAGAUGCUCUUAAAACUGCAGCACAGGAAACUAUAAACAAACUCCAAAUGACAGCAGAACUGAAGAAAGCCAGUAUGGAGGUGCAGGCGGUGAAAAGUGAGAUAGCAAAAACAGAAUUCCUCCUUAGAGAGUACAUGAAAUAUGGAUUUUUUCUGCUGAAACUGUCUCCAAAACACUGGCAAAUCCAACAAGCGCUGAAAAGGGCGCAGAUGACAAAGAGUAGAGAGAGUAUGAAUGUCAGUCUUCCAGUACUAACAAGUGAACUUGAAUUAAAUACAACGAAAACAGAGGGCAGUAAUGAGGAUGCCGGGAAGGUAUCAUUUUCAGAUGACUAUUACAUGGAAAGAGGUCGCCAAGGAAAACCACACAAGAAGCCCACUCUAACCAUAGACAAUAAGAAAUCAUCCUUAUCAAGCCACGCUGAGAGUAUCAGUUCAGAAGACAGUUUGGAAUUCUUUUUAGACGAUGAUAUGGACUAUGAUCUGGAGCCAGAGCUUUAUUUCAAAGAACCAGAAGAGUUACUUCAAGUCCUCACAGAGCUGGAAGAGCAGAAUCUAACUUUGGUACAGUAUUCCCAAGAUGUAGAUGAAAAUCUUGAAGAUGUAAAUAAAAGAGAAAAACUUAUACAGGAUAAGAUAAAUAGCAACAUAGAGUUUCUUCUGGAGCACAAGGAAAUGCUUAAGGCUAGCUGUGUGAGAGAAGAGGAAAAAGCAGCAGAACUGGAAUUAAGGUCCAGGCUAUUUAGUUUUGGAGAAUUUAAAUCAGACACUCAGGAAAAACUGAUAGACUCUCUUAGCAAAAAAAUUAAUCAAGUAUACAAAGUCUGCAUUGGAGAUGCUGAUGUUGGCAGCCUCAACCCAGUUCAAAAGCUGGUAAAAGUAGAGUCUCGCCUGGUAGAACUGAGUGAUCUCAUUGAAUCCAUUCCCAAAGAAAAUGUGGAGGCAAUUGAGAGGAUAAAACAGAAAGAACGGCGGCAAAAGUUACGUGAAGAGAAAAUGAAAGAAAAACAAAAACACCAGGAGGAAAGGCUAAGAGCUGCUCUGGAAAGAGCAGUAGCACAACCAAAGAAAAAGCUGGGAAGACGACUUGUCUAUCGCUCAAAACCGCCAUCUGGUAACAAACAUGAACUACUUUUAGUCAAGGAUACAAGAACAAAAUCACUAGAGGAUGAAUAUUUUUUCACUUGA